CGGAGCGCACUGGGCAGUCCGACUGUAGUGUUGAAAACUUGGGGUGCGCGAGAAUUUCCCAAAGAACUUGUUAAAAUGCAUAUUCCUGGGCGUCUGCCUUAGAGAGUCUGCAUUUUCAGUGCGUGCCCCACGUGAUUCUGAGGUGUUUCUCGGACUACCCUUUGAGAGACACCGCUGGGUAACCCGGUGAAGAAAGCGCAGAUACAAAUGGGCUGAGAAACAACACUGACAAAGAAACCUUUCUGGUCACGCUUCUACUACCAAUUUUCCCUGCUCUCUGGGGCAAGUCAUCAGCUUCUCAGCUCCUUUCCUACAUGACUUAUAGGUUCCUUCCAACUCAGUUCGUGUAGGACUCCUUGUGGAUAUCUAUAAGAUAAGAUACUCCCAGAAAUCAUGUACAGAACACGUGGUGUAGGCUAUAAGGGAUCCAGACCAAGCAGCAGGACGGACAGGAGUGGUCAGUGAAGUCUUCGCUGAAGAGGUGUGAAUGAGCUAUAUGCCAGGCGGGCACUAUUCAGAAGAGGAGAACAGAGGAGGAAUUGCACAAGCAAAGGCUUGGAGAGAAGAAUAAAUGUUGCAGACCUAGCCAUGGCAGGCUCAGGCAGCAGUUCACCAGGGGGCAAACAUCUGUGCAAAGUCAUCCUGAUGAUCCUAGUGGCCCUCCUCGUCCUCCACCCAGCAUCGUCCCAGUCCGCUCGAGACUUCAUGCAUCCAGGCCAGCAGAAGAAGGAGGUCCCAGUCGACCUGUUGAACCACAUAGGUCGAUCUGUGCGGGAAACACUGGAUUCCUGGAUUGGGCCAGAGACCAUGCACCUGGUUUCCGAGACCUUGUCUCAGGUGAUGUGGGCCAUCUCCUCAGCCAUCUCUGUGGCCUUCUUCGCUCUGUCUGGGAUCGGGGCGCAGCUGCUGAAUGCCUUGGGGCUAGAUGGUGAUCAUCUCACUCAGGGCCUGAAGCUCAGCCCCAGCCAGGUCCAGACCUUCCUGCUGUGGGGAACGGCGGCCCUGGUCAUCUAUUGGAUUCUGUCCCUGCUCCUCGGUUUGGUCUUGGCCUUGCUGGGGCGGAUCCUGUGGGGCCUGAAGCUUGUCCUCUUCCUGGCUGGCUUCGUGGCACUGGUGAGGUCGGUGCCCGACCCUUCCAUGCGGGCCUUGCUCCUCCUGGGCCUGCUGACCCUCUACGCCUUGUUGAGCCGGCUCACUGGCAGCCGGGCCUCGGGGGCCCAGCUGGAGGCCAAGGUGCGUGUGCUGGAGCGCCAGGUGGAAGAGAUGCGCUGGCGGCAGAGGCGGGCGGCGAAGGGGCCCCGGAGCGUGGGGGAGGAGUGAGAAGGACGCCGGACGAUGCCUUCGUACCAAAGAGCUGAGCUGCUUCUGGGUCGCUGGCCCUCCUGCCAGCCCCCUGUCCCCUCUCCUCCCCUGUCUCUGAACCCUCAGAACCUAAUGUCUGCACCAGACCCCCCAGCUGAGAGGGAGGGAGACCAUUCCCCCUGCUGGCCCUCUGUCUGGGGUCGCAUCUCUUAACCCUUUCUUUGCUCCCAGCCAUGGCAGCUUGGAGGGGCCUGUCCCCCAGCUGCUGCUUCUGCUCUCAGCGAACAUCACUGCCAUUUGCCUCCCCUGACUCUGCUACACCUUGCCUUCCUCGCGAUGCUCUGGCUCUCCUGUCCUUCUCUCGCUCGUCUUUUGUCAAAUCCCCAGCUCCCUUCCUGAGUGUCUCCCUCCAGCCCUGUGCUCCAACCGAACCAUGCACCAUCGUCCCUCAAGGCCCACUCCUCUCCCCAUCAUUGCCCAGCAUGGGAAGAGGCGGGGCAUAUGGGACCUGCGGGGAAGGGAAGUGGGAAAGCUCCCCCAUGGGGCUGGAGGCCAGAUGUCCGUUAAGUCUGUUACAAGUGCCUUAAUCCGAACAAGCGGGUCCUCUGCUCACCCGCUGCUGUGCUGUACUGUGUGCACCGUGGCUGCUUUGUGUCAAGAAGAGAGCGGUACCUCUCUGGAUCUCGAUUCCCCUUCGGCCAAAGCAAAAGAUGACUGCUUCGUAGGCUUGUGCUUGCAAGCAGGACCCUGCAGUGGCCUUGGCUCCCCCGUGGGGAUUUCGGAGACCCCGAGAAGGAAAGACGACUCAUCUCCUUGUCUGCGCAGCCCCGGGUGGGUCUCCAUCUCUCUCUCUCUCCACUCACUGCCGCCAAGGAGUUGCUGAUCCGGAAGAUCACAGAGGUGGCACCACAGCCCCUUCCCUUCACACGGUCUGUGGGGAGGAGGGGGAGUCUGCUGACCCCUCCACCAGGGCUCUGUGAGGCUGUGGUGGAGGCCAGUGUCCUCCCCCGCCAGGCCCAGCCCGUGACGUGAAGAGCGAAUAAAUGCCCAGUUCUUAGCUGUUAAGGUUCGAUGUGCAAUCACCGCUGCAGUGAUCUAUAUUUUUAUCGGCGCUUGGUUGGUUUUAAAUAAAGUGCACGCUAUUUUAUUAUCUG
Messenger RNA from Pteropus alecto (black flying fox), 2456 nucleotides. RefSeq names its product transmembrane protein 109 (gene TMEM109). The record is from RefSeq and is a predicted model, not a curated record. The transcript has 4 exons. Gene Ontology annotation, biological process: intrinsic apoptotic signaling pathway in response to DNA damage by p53 class mediator; cellular response to gamma radiation. NCBI's taxonomy places the organism in Eukaryota, Metazoa, Chordata, Mammalia, Chiroptera, Pteropodidae. The coding region runs from base 589 to 1320 and encodes 243 amino acids.